Molecule: messenger RNA, 746 nt
Organism: Eucalyptus grandis
Lineage: Eukaryota; Viridiplantae; Streptophyta; Magnoliopsida; Myrtales; Myrtaceae
Product: UPF0434 protein RPC_0266
Exons: 4
Coding region: 147-440 (97 amino acids)
Source: RefSeq, a predicted model, not a curated record
AAAACCGCAGAACGGCAGUCGUUUUGGGAGCAACGUCGCGCGGCGGUUCGCUCGCCGUCUUCCACCGUCGAUCAGCCCCCGCCGAAACGAGAAAAACCCUAAUCAGGAAAUCGUCUGUGAUUUUUGGGGGAGACGAAGGCGAAAAGAUGGUGAAGGCGAGCUUCGCUCUCCUCAAGAGCGCCGCCGCCGCCGCGGCGUCGACCGGAGUCGCCAAGUCUCUCUCCGAAAUCCUCGUUUGCCCUCUCUCCAAACAACCCCUCAGGUUCUGCGAAGAGACGAAUUCUCUCGUCAGCGACGCCAUCGGCGUCUCCUUCCCCAUAAAGAAUGGCAUCCCCUGCCUCGUGCCGAAGGAUGGCAAGAUUCUGGGAAGCGAUGAUGAUGAUGAUAAAACGAAGUCCGAUGAUGCCGCGGACCCGGCUUCCGCGAACAGGGCUUCCUGAGUAGGUGGUUCCAGGAUCUGUUUUUGCCAAUUUGUGCUGAGUUCCUGAUCGUUUUUUGACAUCAGUGAAGCGAGGAGUCUGUUCAUGUAUGUACGGCUUUGUGCUGUUUUGAAUUGAAAUCGACGGUUGUUCUGUCAUUGCAAUUUCUACGUCUAACUCAUGCAUCUGUUGAGAAGCAUUCUUGGAAAGUUAGAGCGACCGUCGUCGUGUUUUGGUGUAAUUCGAUGAGAAAACUGAAACAGUCUGUUGCUAGACAUUGACAAUACUUUGUAUCAUUGAUAUUCAAUGAGAUGAUACUUCCUUUCA